Molecule: messenger RNA, 129 nt
Organism: Paraglomus occultum
Lineage: Eukaryota; Fungi; Glomeromycota; Glomeromycetes; Paraglomerales; Paraglomeraceae
Source: the annotation of a GenBank genome assembly
CACGCACGGGAUCAACUCAAGAAAGAAUUAUGCGAAGAGAACUGGAUUGCACUAAGGUAUGUUUGGUAUUACGAAGACCCGUAUGUAAUUAUUCCUAAGCAUCUUCGGGAAUUAGGUCUCAUUGAAUAA